Messenger RNA from Rhagoletis zephyria (snowberry fruit fly), 3242 nucleotides. RefSeq names its product protein SMG8. NCBI's taxonomy places the organism in Eukaryota, Metazoa, Arthropoda, Insecta, Diptera, Tephritidae. Gene Ontology annotation, biological process: nuclear-transcribed mRNA catabolic process, nonsense-mediated decay. The record is from RefSeq and is a predicted model, not a curated record.
AUUUACUUUUUUCAUUCUUUUCCGAUUGCGUGAUCUUGUUAGUUGGUUCAUGAAUGGAAAGUAAAAAUCAGCUGUUGCUUUCGAUGUAAACAAGUGUGCAAUUUUGAAGUUUUCGCUAAAAUACGCUUUUAAUUACGAACUAUUUAACAAGACGUCUGCUAACUUCCCAAGGAGAAAGAAAUAUUAUCAGCCAGAAAAGCAAGAGGAGAUAAAAAAGCAGCGAAUGAUACGCUUCGCAUCGUAGAGGAAUAACCUGGCUUAUGUAGCGCUCCACUUUGCCAACACAACCCAAAACCCAAAAAAACUAAAAAAAAAUAAUUACGAACUAAUUUCUCUCCUACUGAAAUUUUUACAAUUACCGAACCAUGCCUGAAUACCAAAGUUGGACAUUUCCACAUAUACCCGCGGAACUGGCUGAAUUGCUCUUCCAAAAUGAUGAGAAAUUGGUUGUGGUGGGUGUUAUAGGGAAAUCAGCCUUUUCAGAUAGCAAUAAAAUGGUUGCUAUGGGUGUGUUGGAUAGUCACCCUAGCCUUCUGGAUCACCAACCACAAGAGGGAACUAUUCGGCUUUAUUACAACCGAAAAAAGUCCAUGUUGCUCCUGCACUUCGAAACUACGUUCGAUGCAGCUUGUAUGCAGAAGAUGCUUGAGGAAGAAUUAGCAGAGGAUGCUUACGGUCAUUUUCUGCUAUUCAAUCAGCGCGUACGCAAUCGCUUUGCCCGAAUGUUGCUCUUCGCUACACAAGUUUGCCACAUUAUCGUUUUCGUUGAACUAAGUGUUACUUUCGAUGCAUCCUUGUUGAUGAUCUUUAGAGCUCUGAAGAUUAUAAGGGACAAGUACAUAUUAAAGUUUUUGCCAAAAUUGGUUAAAAACUCUAGCACUGGCACUUUUUUGGGAAAAUCUGCACGUUUAUGUUCACCGCGUGUGCUAUUCCUUUUCGAGAAUUACCCAGAUGGUUACGAGAAAACAAGCGAAUGCAUAUCCAAACUGGAAUUCGAGGUGGAGGAUAGCAUUUAUAAAAUGCUCCGUAAUGAAUUUAUCAUCACCAACAACAGUGCCAUGUCGCUAUUCUCUAUACCGAGCAAUAAGCGCUUUGUUUAUUAUAACACUGAUCCUUCAUUACGAGAAGAUCCUUUGUUGAAAUCAAUAACAAUGCUGCAAAGCUUUUUGCAGAAAUCUAAUUUUAAAGAAGACGAUGAAGAUGAUCUUGAAGAUUUGCGACCUUUCAAGGGUUUCGGUAAACCGCUAAUUCAAUGCAAUCCAGAACGAACUCAGCCAACUGUGGAAGAGAUGUUUCUUAAAAAGAGAAAUUUUAUGGAUUUAUUGAUGGAUCAUGUCGAUGAAGCACUACAAAUAGGCUUUGAUGAUAGUUCGACGAAAUUCAAAGGCAAAAACCAUUUUGUGAUACUUCCAGCAAAGGCUUGGUAUGAAACAUUCAAAAUGCUUCAUAGAAUUUUCAUCGAAAAUCCAGAUAAUCCCAAAUUUGAGGCCAACGAUGCAGAUUAUAAAGCAUAUUUGGAGAAUUUCAAUAAAAUUAUGGACAUCGAUGACGAGUUCUUUAACGCUUGCUGUGAUAUAGGUUUGCAGAAAGCUUAUGCAAUGUACAACAACCCAACUUUGACGCACUACAGUAGCACAGUGCAUAAAAAACUGGUUGAAGAGGCCGUUUCAUUAUAUAUGAAAUAUGCCCGCGGCACCCAGACCGUCAUAAACGAGACUAAGCUGCGUGAAAUGUGCGAACGAUGCUGGCGAAACGGAAAACAACAAUGCGAGAUGCCAAGUCUACGUGGCAAUCCAUGCGUGCUCCCCAAACACAUUGUUAAAGAACCGUCAGAACACAGCAGCGCACACGUAUUUAUCUCUACGUGCAAUUGUGGUCGAACUCAGGGCCGGCGGGAAGAUCCCUACACUAUGAAGCAUGCUAAUUACGAAUUCUAUGAAUAUAUGGCUAACAAUUGCAAUCUGUGCGCUAAAGUAAAAAAAGUUCAUUUUCCAGUUUUUGAGCCUUCCAUCAAUGAUUAUAGAGCCGCCGAAUUCGAAAUUGCUUUUCCAAAGCUAUCGAUACAUGACUCCAUUGAUUUCGCUGAACGUCAUGAUCUACGCUCUCCCGAUUCUAUUGACUCGGACGAGUGCUCUCAGCCACUUACUGCCUCACAGGGUACGCAUACCAAUCUUAGCCUGGUGUCCACUGACGAAUUGGACAAAAUUGCUGUUGAUGAUGGUGAUAUGCACAGUUCCGAAGAAUCCCUUAAUGAAUUGGUUAUACAGGUGAAAGAUAAAGAUGCACAGAAAGAAGAGGAGAAGGAGCGAAGCAUAUACAGGCAGCCCUCCACCACUGAAUAUCUGCCUGGUAUGGUUCAUACGGAAUCGCCACUGGGAUUGUUGCCGCGUUUUCCAAGUUGGUCGUUGGUAUGUGUUGGGCCAAGCUCGGUCUACAGUCACAACACUGGUCUAUUGGAACACUUUCAAAGUGGGUUUCUUUCGGGCGCAAAUUUUUUGCUUCCCUGGGAUGUGCAUGUCCGCCUGGAACAUUCUGCAUCGUGGGCCUAUGAAAAAACUCGGCUACGAAAGAUGGGCGAGGUUUUCAUACUGAAAAUAUUUGUUGGCUGCGAAUAUGAGUGCCCGCGCGGACACAGAUUUAUGAUGAACUCACCGGAUAAGGUAUUACGCGGUGGAUCAGGAAUACUUCGCGACAGUGGCAGUAAAAUAGUGUAUAACAAUAUGCCGCUGUAUUUCCCUUGUCCCUGUCGUUCACAUAAGGCGGAUGUGGCUCAAUUAAUGCGCGUUCAUGUUGUAACUCCAAAAGCGCCUGUAAAUGUUAUUUUAGAUCCGAGGGUGCGUACGGGAGAGCGCGAUUAUAUUUUCACCAUGGGUCUACCUAAUCCUCCAAAACUAACUCAAAGUGCUUAUUGGAUUUUACGUCUUCCCUACGUGUAUCAAGGAGACGAAGGUCCAAUAGCACCACCCACCGAAAUAACUGCAACCAGUGCAAUCAAUUAUGGUUGCCUACUAGCUGGUAUGUUUGGCGUAAGCGAAACGGAAGUAGAUGACUGAAAAAUCACGCUGUCUACGUAGCCGGAGCAAUUUGAAUUUUUAACCGGUCAAGGAGUGUGAUUUCAACAGCUUUCCCACAAAUUUAUGGGAAUGUUUUAUGUUGUUGCAGAAAGCGCGAAAGUAUAAUAAUGCAAAAUCAGCUACAUGGUUAUUUUGUAAUCUAUAUUUGUACGUAAUUUUUUUUCAUUG